Molecule: messenger RNA, 1006 nt
Organism: Coffea eugenioides
Lineage: Eukaryota; Viridiplantae; Streptophyta; Magnoliopsida; Gentianales; Rubiaceae
Product: ras-related protein RABF1
Exons: 8
Coding region: 164-766 (200 amino acids)
Molecular function (GO): GTPase activity; GTP binding
Source: RefSeq, a predicted model, not a curated record
AGCGUCAAAAAUUCCUUGUUUUAGCUGUUGUAUACGCUGUGUCAUAUUCUUCUGAAGACAAUCAAUAAAUCCCGCUAAAAUCCCACAAUAAUUUAUCCCCUCUGGCGUCUACACAAGAAAAAGUGAAGUAUUUUAGCCUUUGCGUCUAAAAUCUCGCUAGUCCAUGGGUUGUUCGUCUUCGCUGCCAGAUAGGAAUUCGGGUCGGUUGGGUGGACUUAAUCCGGAAAAUGGUAGUGCAAAUGAUGCUAAAAACCUCCGUGUGAAGCUGGUGCUGUUAGGUGAUUCUGGUGUUGGGAAAAGCUGUAUUGUUCUUCGUUUUGUCCGUGGCCAGUUUGAUCCAACAUCCAAGGUAACUAUUGGAGCUUCAUUCUUGUCUCAGACUAUAGCUUUGCAGGAUUCUACCACUGUUAAGUUUGAAAUAUGGGAUACUGCUGGUCAAGAGAGAUAUGCAGCACUGGCACCACUGUAUUACCGAGGUGCUGCAGUGGCAGUUGUUGUGUAUGACAUCACUAGUCCUGAAACAUUUGCCAAAGCACAGUAUUGGGUCAAGGAACUACAAAAACAUGGGAGCCCCGGGAUGAUCAUGGCAUUGGUAGGUAACAAAGCUGAUCUCCAAGAAAAACGAGAAGUGUCAGCUCAAGAUGGAAUGGAGUAUGCGGAGAAGAAUGGGAUGUUUUUCAUUGAGACAUCUGCCAAGACAGCAGAUAACAUAAACCAGUUAUUUGAGGAAAUAGCGAAGAGACUCCCGCGGCCACCUGCUUCCUGAUUUCCGAAAUGUCCUCACACACCACAUUUAGAAAUUGUGCAAUGCAGCUUUGCUACUGUGUGUAAUAUUGUAUGUGUAUGUGUAUAAUAAGAUAAGAUGAUGCAUUCUCAUUAUUGUGUAGUGUGUACUUUUCGGCCAACCGUUUUAACCCCGUGUUUUAGUUAAAUUGGGCCGAGCCUGUGUGUUGUGUCUUUAGCUCUGGGGAAGAAAUUUACAUGUCAUGUCUCUGGGAAAAGGUGU